This is a messenger RNA of Drosophila pseudoobscura, 2752 nucleotides long. It is a transcript of the gene Rcd2, whose product is annotated as Reduction in Cnn dots 2. Gene Ontology annotation, molecular function: protein binding. NCBI's taxonomy places the organism in Eukaryota, Metazoa, Arthropoda, Insecta, Diptera, Drosophilidae. The record is from RefSeq and is a predicted model, not a curated record. Gene Ontology annotation, cellular component: plasma membrane. Bases 448 to 1935 code for a protein of 495 amino acids. The transcript is spliced from 3 exons.
CCAAGCGCCAUUUAUUGCAAAAAGCUUUUGCCGUUUGGCGCGUGGGGUCUUCACACACAGUUUGCUGUGAAAAUCCAUUGAAGCCGGUUGUGUCUGCGCGUGGCCCCGAAUAAAAACUCAAAAAACGGAAUUUAAUAACGAAAUUAGACGGCAAGCGAAACAAAACAAAAUACAGAGCAGAGCAGGCCAAAGCCAUAAAAAACAUUAAAAAAAAAAACUCAAAAAAAAAAAAACAUGGACAAACAAAAAAAAGGCAAUUGAAGACAAAAUACAUUAAUACAAUGACGUUUUAUUUUUGGAUCAGUUGAACUCUUUGCAAAUAAAUAAAGAGUUUCAGUGCGGCUUUAAAGCGUGUCUUAAGCGACAACAAACAAUCGAACGUUUUGAUUCGAACAUAAUAGUGCGGUAUUCUGUGGCUAUACAAUAUAUAUUUUGUUCACGUGUGAAAUGGCCAAGUUUAGCACUAUUUUUUGUUGCCUCGUUGUGUUCUGGAUUGGACUGGACGGUGUUUUGGCGAUACCCAUUCUGGAAAUCGACACGAACAAAUGCCAGAGCUGUCCGGAGAAGCGGCCCGAAUGUGAACCGGAUCAGGUGCUCGUUGAGGUCGUGCGCGGCACCGGAGAGCCGGGCAGCUGUUGUUCGCGCUACCAGUGCGUCAGCGAAAUGCCCGUCUGCGAUCGUUCGAAUCCCAUUCGAUACUAUCCGAACGCGUGCAUUGAGUGCAAGACCUGCUCCAUCUGCCUGUCCAUCUGUCCAUCGAACGAGUCGGAGCAGGUGCUCAACUGUCUGACCUUCAACGAGGAGCCCAAAAUGAAGGGCGAUAUCUGGAUGGAGAAUAACGGCUGCACCACAUGCGAAUGUGAUCAGCAGGGUGAGCGAUCCUGCAAGGCCACCCAGUGUCUGGAGCCGGAUUGUGAGAAUCCCAUUCAGAGAGAGGGCGACUGCUGUCCGGUCUGUCCCGCCGAACACGAAGAGGAACUGAUCAGACCCUCAAUAGCGGGCACCACCAGUGGACCACCAGUGGCUGUAAAUCACACCAGCAGCAGCAGCAGCACCAGCACCACUGAGAAGAUCGAGGAUACCACUGCGGCGAUGGUUGAUCCCUCGAAUGAAUAUUCCAGCACCGACACAACAACUACUGGUUCCGUUUCCUCGACCGAAAACGAGCCAAGUGAUGUUCCAUCAACCUCCAGCACGACGAUCGAUAGCUCCACUGAAAGCGACAAUGCCACGACCAUGGAGUCGUCGCCAGCCAGCGAGGGCCCCGUAGCCCCCCCGGACUUUGAUGAGUAUUCAAGUUUGGAUGCCAAUUCCACAAAGCCAACCACAGAUCUCACUGCAAGCUCUGACACUCCCGACGAAGGCAGCUCCACAGCCACCUCAGUCUAUGAAACCUCAACGGAUGCCUUCUCAAUGGAAAAAGAUCAGAUUACCAAUCCACACGAAACGGGGUCAUCCUCAAUUGAGUUCAAUAACGAGAGCACCCCCUCACAGAUGCUCGAUGAGAUUAGCACAGAGGAGACCGUGACCACAUCCACUGAAGAUCCGCUGCCAGAGGCGGCCAGCGAUCAUCCUAGCACAUCGGAGCCACCACCGCCGCCAGCACCCCUGUCGACCAGACUGGUUUCUGGAUCCAAUAACACGGACAGGACCACUCGCACAGUAUUGGAAGAUGCUGUGCCUGUGGAGAAGGAUGGUGUCAAGCGUUGGAUUUCGAUUCCCGGUGUUGUUGUCGGUUUUGUUGUCUUUUUCGUGUGUGUGUUUGCCAUGUUUUACUUUUGCUUUGUCCACAAGAAGCAAACCAAUGGCAAAAAGCAAAACACGGACUACCGUGAGGUAUCACAAGCCAAUCCACAGCCGUUGGGCAAUACGGGGCUAUCUCCAUUGCUAACGCCCAUCGGCAGUGAGCAGGUCAAGGAAGAAUUGCAGAACUAGCAUUUUUAUUGUGGUGCCUCUUUCAUCCUCUCUGCAGACUGAUUUUUGAUCUUACCCUCUAGUGGUCCCAUCCAUCUAGAACAAAUUAAACCAAAACAGUGGAAAAAGUCUGCAAUAGUGAUACGACAUAGAGAAGAGAGAGAGAGAGAGAGAGAUAGAGAGAGAGAAAUAACCUUAUCAGAUCCAUCAACAAAAAUGAAAACCGAACAGAACACACACACAUUUUCCGCCCAACUAGGGCAAGGAGAACCAUACAGAAAAGCAGACAUUGAAACCGAAACAGAAACGAAACGAAUCGAUGGACGAACGACAGCAACAGUUCCAGUAUCCAGUAUUUUUUAAGAAAAAAAAUACUCCGAAUUGACGGAGUCAAUAGAUCUUUCAAAUGUAUUUCUAUCCGAGAGCUGUUGGAAAAGUGUGCAAAGGUUAUUAGAUCUUAAGGCUAUGCUCAAAUUCCCAGAGUAAGAAUUAUGUUUAAGCCUCCAUUAAGAUAGUUUACGUUAUUUUCUGAUAACUCUAAAUAGCGAAAAGAAAAGAUAGACAAAACUGCAGGAAACUAAACGAAGAGAAGCGAAGGGAAAGAAAACGAGAUUGGAUUAAGUAUUAAAAGGCGGACUGUUUAGAUUGAUUGUAAAUUAUACUAUGAUUCCGACGUAACUCUCUAUAAAAUAUUAAAAAUAGCUUUGAGUGGUCGUCGUCGUCGUCGCACGUAACUUUAUUUUGGCAGCUGUCCCACAUACAAGGUUGUUUGCGGUUCGAUAAGAAAAACACAAUUUAAGGGUUUGAAAUACACUUUGUUAUUUAGUAUAGUCUUCCU